AUGCUCCUGCCACCUGUGUGCUGCUGGCUUCAGCGAGGCAGCAAGACGGUGCUGCUACCACUGGCCCCUGACUGUCUUAGCAAAGUGGUGGGAGGGCUCUGUGUCCAGGCGCACCCACCUGUGCUAGCAGCACAAUCGGGCUUGUGCGGGCCCGCACACCUUGGACUUACUGAAGACUCCCAGCUUUUUGUGAGAUCGGACCUGCCAGUUAUGGCGUCAAGACCCACUAAUUAUGGCGUCAGAGCCCACCCCUUCCGGCAUCCAGACGCUGCUUGGGUCUGGGCUUUUAAGGUGGAGGGGUUGAGAGCGUUCCAGCAGCUCCUGAGCCCUUUUAAACCCCCCGUUCUUUUUCUGUGCCCCAGCGUGACGAGGCUGGGGUGGGCUUCCACCCCCCCGGGUGCAGCGAAGUCACAAGCUCACCGAGAGGACCGGCCGCCCGUUGUGGUGUCCCCGACCCUGCUCCUGUUCUGGGCUUGUAAGGCACCCUUCACUCUACCCCACUUUGCUGACUCUGCCUCCACCAGGGUUGAAGCCAUGGGCAGGAGAAAGAGCAUGCUGAUCCUUAAUCCUGUGCACUGUCAUCAGAACUCUAGCCUGCCACUCCUAAUAUUGGACAUUGGACUUUGUGGGCAUCAUCUACAACCCUUUCAAAACCCCACAGGUCUGGGACAUUUAUGCAACGAAUUUAUGAAGCGCGCAUUCUAAUGGAGGAAGAAAGACAAUAAGCAUCAUAAAGAGACGAAAUGUGUCAAGGAUUAUAAGAAUAUGAGCUUAACCCCUCCGAGACCCAGUUUC
Zalophus californianus (California sea lion) is the source of this 795-nucleotide messenger RNA. RefSeq lists its product as uncharacterized. Bases 1 to 705 code for a protein of 234 amino acids. The record is from RefSeq and is a predicted model, not a curated record. NCBI's taxonomy places the organism in Eukaryota, Metazoa, Chordata, Mammalia, Carnivora, Otariidae. The transcript has 6 exons.